CUUUGGGUGUUGUAAGGUUCAAAAUGACCUGGAGUUUCGAAUUGAUCGCCAAGGUGACAUCGUUGCUAUGCCUUGUUUUUACGAUCUUAGUGUAUCUUAUGGUUAAGAACCUUAGGAAUGUUCUAGGCAAGUGCCUUAUUAGUAGCCUGAUCUGUCUCGGCGUGAUUUGUUUUAUUAAGGUUGCGAUCGAUUUCAAUGGAGAUUACACUAUAUUUAUGGUUGUAUAUUUCUGGAGUAUUGCCUAUAGUAUCUGGAACUAUGUCAUCAGUUUUCAUCUAUGGACCAUUUUAAGUUCGCCAAAUCGCGAUGAGCCUCGUUAUCAGUUCCUCAUAUAUAGUGCCUUUGUCUGGAUCGCCGCAUUUAUCUUUACUCUAGUCACAUAUUUCCAGCAAAUAAGUGACUAUGGCCUGCCCGUCUUCAAUAUUAUAAUGAGGCUGACGAUAUGGAUAAUAGCAGCAUGUAGUGUGAUAACUUUUUUUCGGACCUCAAUUUACAUAUGGAAAGUCAUGAGGAAAAUGAAUACGCUCACAGUCGAGGAGAAGAUGAUGACGAACUACCUGAAUUUUGAUAGUGAGACUAAUAUACAGUUUAUGUGGAUUUUUUUCAUUACGGGCAUAUUUUGGGUCCUGGAUGUCACUUGUUUGUUUUUGUCCUUUUUCUGUUUAAAGUACAUUAACGACUUAUUGGACAACUUCCAUUUAUACUUUGGCAUAAUCAUUUUUGUAGUGCUUAUUCCUAAGCGUAGCAUCGUGAAAAUGCUUAUGGACAGCAUUCGAAAAACGCCAAAGGAGCAGUGUGUCCGGGAAAGCAUCGGCUUAAAUAAUUUAAGUUUAAAACACUGAUCAUAAAUGCGAAUUU
Messenger RNA from Drosophila elegans, 858 nucleotides. Its product is annotated as probable G-protein coupled receptor Mth-like 12. Lineage: Eukaryota; Metazoa; Arthropoda; Insecta; Diptera; Drosophilidae. The transcript has 6 exons. The coding region runs from base 24 to 842 and encodes 272 amino acids. The record is from RefSeq and is a predicted model, not a curated record.